CAAUCUGUGUUAACGAUUUUGACCGUUUUUGCAGGACUGGUUCCGAUCUUCGUGCAGAGUAAAUGUGGAACGGUCCAGCUGCGGCACCAGGGACACCUUUUCAAUCGGCAUGUCAAGCGUCAGAGUAUCAUAUACUGGCGUUGUUCCCAGUUUACCGUCUACAAGUGCAGGGCCCGCAUCAAGACAGUCAACGAUGACUUUGUGAUGAUCAACGUGGACCAUAACCACGAGGUGAUCUCAACGCCCCGAACUUACGGUUCCCUCAAACGACUGAAGCAGCAGCUGGCCCAUCAUGAAUGCCACUGAUGAGAUUUUCGUUAAGAUAGAAAAACGUAAACUUUCGAAUAAAAUAAGCACAAUGAGAAAAAUGCUGAAGUUCUUCAAUGUAGCUUUACUUGUUAAACUAGAGCUUUUUGAAAUUGGAAAAUUAUAUUAACUCCCUUAUUUCCCUUCUGUUUCCACGGAUUGCACCAUUGCAGAUUACGUGCGGUACGUGUCGGGCUUUCGAGGCUGCCGUAAGCUGAAGGUGGGCGAAU
Uranotaenia lowii is the source of this 536-nucleotide messenger RNA. RefSeq lists its product as uncharacterized. NCBI's taxonomy places the organism in Eukaryota, Metazoa, Arthropoda, Insecta, Diptera, Culicidae. The transcript has a single exon. The record is from RefSeq and is a predicted model, not a curated record. The annotation marks the transcript as partial.